Molecule: messenger RNA, 4990 nt
Organism: Stegastes partitus (bicolor damselfish)
Lineage: Eukaryota; Metazoa; Chordata; Actinopteri; Pomacentridae
Gene: stbd1
Product: starch binding domain 1
Exons: 3
Coding region: 129-3656 (1175 amino acids)
Cellular component (GO): membrane
Molecular function (GO): starch binding
Source: RefSeq, a predicted model, not a curated record
CCCAGAGAGGAACCCAGAGAGGAACCCAGAGAGGAACCCAGAGAGCAGAGCAGGCUGCAGCAGGGCCUCCACACGGACACGUCGCACCGCAGCCCGGACAGGACGGACGCUCCUCGUUCUCAUCCCCGAUGUCGCUGAAAAACGGCAACACCGUGGCCCUGGAGAGGCGCAUGGACCUGGCCUCGCUCUUCUGCAUGAUCGGCCGCCACGGGCCCGCCGUCGCUCUGGCCGUGAUCGCCGUGGUGUCGGUGGUGGCGGGCUUCAUCAUCUACCGGAGCGUGAGGGGGAAGCGGAGGAAGGCCACGGCCGGAGGAGACGCCGGCGAGAGCCCCGGAGCGGAGAAGGACGCGGCGCUGAUCCACACGGAGCCGGAGACGUGUCCGGAGGAAUUACGCAGCUCCGCGGAGUCAACAGAUGUGAGUGACGAAGGCUCAUCAGAUGCGACGGAGAACGCUGAUCUUAACAUCAGGCAUCGCCGAGCUGCUGCUGAGAAGAAACCGUCACCAGACGCUCCACCUCAGAGUGACUCGCUGGUGGACACGAAGCAGAAGGACGCUUCGGCUGUGCAGGACUUUUAUGAAGCAGAAGAGGCCAAUCAGAGGAGGGAUGCUCACACGGUGGCUGAAGAGGAGCGUGAUGGUGACGAAGGCAGCUUGAAGCCUGAGCUGGUUUACGAUGGCAGAGAGGAAGAGAAGGUGUUGCCAGCACAGCGGCAGGAAGGUGAGAAUGCGACUGCAGAUACGGACGUUUACGAUGAGAAAACCAGUCAAGAGGAGGAAAGCCUCCAGUGUGUCUUGGAGAGCCCAGUGUGCUGCGAACAGACAACUCCUAUGAGUGCAAACAAAGAGCCAGAUGAUGAAGCCACACCAGACACAAACAACACGGAGCCCCAACCAGGCGUCCAUCUCCAGGAUGUACUCGUUUCCUGCACCUGUUCUAGCAAAGAUGCAGAGUUUGAGGAAGAGAAUCCAGAAGAUAUUGCUCACUCUAAUUAUGAUGGCAAUGAUCGCCUCUGUCCAGAGGAAGAACUAAAACAUGGGGAGGUAGAAAAGGCUUUAGUAGAUGACCAAGGGAUCGCUCAAGAAUCCGAGGUUGUAUACUCGACAUCAGAACAAGAAACAAGACUGCCGUCUUCCCAGGAGGAGCUGUGUGAUGAUGUGGCGGAGGAGGUGGUUCUGUCCAGUCAGGAUGGUGAUCGAGAUGGCGAAUGUGGCCAAACCAGUGAAGUGAUUCAAGAAAAGCUGCAUGAAGACAUUUUGAGCAAUCUCGCAGACAUUGUAUUUGAUGCCCACCCACUACAGCAACAACGGCAGACUGAACCAGAAAGUGAAAAAGGUCUUGCAUGCGAUGAAGAAGACGAUGUUGGGAAAAGUGAAAUGCUGCGUGAUGGUUCAAAUAUGGUACUCGCUGCUCCUCUGGCCGCUCUGAACCAGCCAGAAAAGGUGGAAGAUGCUCUGUGUGGUACAACAACUGAUGCAAACGCUCAAAACUCAGGCACUGGGGAUUUCCCCGACUUGCCAUCAGAUUACCAACGGCAGCAAAGGGAGGUGACAGAAGAAGAAAUCUCCCCAGUGCUGGAUAAAGACACAGAGCUUGAUGUUCCUGCCUCUGACUUGACAUCUUUUAAGGAGGAAGUUCAGAGUGAAAAGAAUGAAACUGGAAGUGUUGUGGUGUUGGCUGAAGAAAGUGUUGACCAAGAACCAAGUGUGCCGUCUUCUCAGCUGGGCCGAUGUGGUGAUGUGAUGGCAGAGGUGGUGCGGCCCAGUCAGGACAGUGAUCAGAAUGAUGAACAUAGUCCAGCUGCUGAAGCAACUGAAGAAGCUAUACAUGAAGACCAUUUGAACAAUCUUGCACAUGUCAGAUUCGAAGUCCACACACUACAGCAGCAACUGCAAACUGAGCCAAAAAAUGGUGUAACCUGCAAUCAAGAGGAAGGUGUUGUGAAACGUGAAACGCUGGCUUCUUGUGAUGGUUCAGGUGUGGCACUUGCCCCUGCUCUGCCAGAAGAGUUUGACAUUGGUGAUGAUGGUCUGUGUGGUACGACAGCUGAUGCAAAAGCUGAAAUCCCAGCCGUAGAGCUCCCUGAGUUGUCAUUAGAUUAUCAACAGUCACAUGUGGAAGAAGAUGAAACUGCAGCUGCUUUGGAUACAAACUCAGAUCCUAAUACUCUCAGCUUUGCAUUGACACCUAUUAUGGAAGAAAUUCAGAGCAACAAGAAUGAAACCGACGCAGCUGUGUUGUUGGCUGAGGAACUUGUUGACCAUGUUCUAUCCUCAUGCUACAAAGACCUACAAAGUGACCGGACAGGAAGUGAUGAAUCACUGGACAGGAUGGGAGCUGAUCCUGCUGCUGCUGCAGCCCUGUGUGAUGAGGCGAGCGUUAGUCCACCCGUCACGUCUACAGAAAUAUCUCAUCUUGACUUGCCAUCUUCCUUCCAAGACAGACCAAAUGACCAAAUGCAAAGUAAUCCAGAUUUCCCAGAGCUUACCGCUAGUGCUGCUCCGAUUAUAACCGAGAGCAAUAAACCUCCCAUUUGUGAAAUGCAGCUUCCUGCUUUUGAGCAAAGUGAGCUGACUUGGUCAUCUUCUGGUCUUGGUGGAGAGAGCGGGAUUUCAAGCAUGACCGUCAGCCCUGAUUUGGAAGAUCCUGCCAGUAAGUGUCAUUUGAGCCCUGAAAAUGUGGAGCUUCCGGUAAUGCACUACGAUCAACAGUCUGAAGUACAGACCAAGGCCCAGACCGACCGCUUUGUUGAUGAUGUUGCUCUGUCUGUCGUUAAUGAAGAUGCAGCGGGUGUGGUGACAGAGUCUUGUCCAUCACAUCUUUCCCAGCAACCCCACAGUGAACCUACAGACAGGGCUAAUGACGAGUCUUUUUUAUCCAAUGAAGACACGUUUGGCUGUGAGAUUGAGGAUCGUUACAACAGAGCGAUGGACCAGUUGAUGGUGCAGAUUGCAACCAGUGUCACACCUGAUGACAAGAAAAAGGAGACAGACGUAAAAGUUGUCAAAACUAAGAAGAAGAAGGAAGGAGCAAAAGAGGAGGAGGAGGAGGAGGAAGAAGACGACAAUGAAAGAACUGAAAUCAGUAUUAUGGAGGCAACUAUGGACAAUAAUGAAUGGAUCACAGAGGGUAGCUACCAAGUUCUUCCUUGGAUGAACCUUUCUGUCCCAUCUUUUGCCCAAAGCCACACAAAACCGGACCCAGUUCCCGAUGCAGAACAGCACCACAGCUCGUCUCCUGCAGAGGCUCCUUGUAUAGAUACAGUUAUCCUGCUUCCUUCCAUUAAAGUCACUCAAACCAACACGCUUCCCCCUGUCGAUGAAAAUAGCAAAAAGGUUGUGGCGGUCCAGCCAAUGCCCCAGAACGUCAGUGUGACCUUCCGCAUCCACUAUCACACCCACUCUCAGUACCAGAAGGUGGCUAUCACAGGGAACCAGCAGGAACUGGGAAACUGGAAGGAGUUCAUCCCCUUAGAGGAAGCCAAGGAUGGGCACUGGUCCACUGUGGUCAGCCUGCCUGCAGAGAGCUAUGUGGAGUGGAAGUUCGUGGUGGUGGACAGGGGUAACGUAUGUCGCUGGGAGGAGUGCGGCAACCGCCUCCUGGAUACAGGCAGCGGAGACGACCUGCUGGUGCACAAGUGGUGGGGAAUCUUGUAGGAGAUUGAGAGUGAGCUUUGGGACUGGAUGCUGGACCAGGUUAAGGCGAGUUUAUUUGUUCAUCAGCAUGUUCUGCCAACGACUGAUCUGGUUAAUUUAGAGGUCAACAGACAUCAAGAGAUCUGGUGUUAAAACGGGGUUAAAUUUGGUUGAAAGAAACGGUUUGUAUGUGUCCAGGUUGCGUAUGGAUUAGUGUUACUUUUGAUAGUUGUUAAGGCAGAAACAUGUAAAAAUCAGCUGUUAUUGAUACGUGAGGUUUACUGCUCUGUUUAACUGAAAAUGGAAAAACAAGAAGUUGGAGUGUCACCUGGGUUAGCAGCACCUGUCAUGGGCUUUGUCACCACUGUAUGUUUUCUUCACCAAGGUCUGGUCCACACAUUAUGUUUUUUAGCUUUAUCUUUGCAUCUUGGUCUUUUGUCCACAUGCUGUUUUUUGGUCACUGAAAAUGGACUUUUGGGAAAUUUCCUUCAGGGUUAUGAUUUUUGGGAAGCUCUGGUCGUAAUGUUGAUGUCUGCACGGAGGGAAACGAACAACUUUUAACCACGUUGAGCCCAGUUUAAAGCUAGAAACGGUGCAUUGAUGAAACCUGAAUUCCCAACAGCUUGUAACAGACAUGAAAUAAUCCUCUGAUGGAACCUUUUUUUACGGACUGCCUACUAACCAGCGAUUCAUCAAAAGACAGAAACAUCCCGUUCAAUGUCUUCCUUUUUUUAUGCAGCAAUAUCUCUGAUUAUGCAAACUGCACCUCUUUAAAAGCGGGUGAUUUUCAUGCAAGUGUUUAAUUUGUACAAACAAAACUUUUAUGAUACUGUCCAUAUGCUGCUUAAAUACGUCCAACAAUCUCUGAGAGUUAAUGCACAUAGUUCACUUUUACUACAGCAAUAAAUUGAGCAAUAAUUGUUCUGUAAACUGUCUGACUGCUGUUCUGUCAGCUACACUCAUGUAUUUGCCACUAAACUGUGAUAUUGUUGUAACUCCGAUGCUGCUUUUAAUCUCGUGGGACUCUGUGCAUGCCAGAUUGUCCCGCCGUCGUUCUAUAAAUGUGCCUUUUUAAAUGUGAUUUUUCUAUUAAUGUGCUGUAAUGCAUCGAAAUGUGUCUUUGGUGGGCAUCAUCGUCUUUGUGUCACGACAACUUUAAUGGAUGAUUCACGGCGUGUUCACUUUUGUCAGAAAUGAUGGUUUUGGGUCAGUUUUUAGUUCUGAAGAAAAAUAAACUAGAAUAUACAGUCUCUGUGUGUCAGACUGUAUCCUCGUAUCUCAAUAUGCAAACUGUGAUGAUGAUGCUUCUCCUGAAUGUGAUGACAAAAAGUGGAAUAAACUAAUCUUUCAAGUCA